UACUCUAUAUGAAAACGCUUCAUUACUCCAGUUCAUAAAUGCUAGUGUUGCAAAUAGUUUGCUCGCAUCGCACAAAACGUCUUCGAAUUUAAUUGAGUGAGCAGUGAUGAGCGAGUGACUUCUUUCAGUAGAUGUAUUGUCGAAUUGUCAUCUGGAAUAAAUUCAUUGUGUUUAAUUAAGCUUUCGUAUCAAAGACUUGUGCAAGACGGUACAAUGUACUUCGGCGAGUUCGAAAAAGAUUGCCUUGAGGCACACAAUCAGUAUCGCGCCCGCCACCACAGUCCACCAUUGAUACUGGAUAUUGGACUCUGCAAAUAUGCACACGAAUGGGCACAACAUUUGGCCAGCAGAAAUACGCUGCAGCAUCGCUCGAAUAAUAAUUACGGCGAAAAUAUUUUUAUGUCAAUGGGUCGCACAAAUAUCAGCGGUAGAGAUGCUGUGAGAAGUUGGUACGAUGAGGUGCAAGAUUAUAAUUUUCAUGGCGGUGGUUUCAGUCAAGGCACAGGACACUUUACACAAGUCGUUUGGCGAGACAGCAAACGUUUGGGUGUUGGCAUGGCAAAGAGGGGCAAUAGUAUUUACGUGGUUGCCAACUAUGAUCCACCGGGUAACUUUAGGGGCGAAUAUGCAAAGAACGUUUUACCGGCCGUUUGUUAGAAGGGGGAGAUCUUCUUCUAUAAUUGUACUUUUAAGUAAAAAUUAAUAUAUUUACUAAGUAGGCAGUUUCACAAAAUCCAUAUUAGGUUAUGCAUUAUUUUUGAUAGAAGUCAGAUAAUAAAACUGUAGAAAAGAAUGGACAUUGAAAAUUUCUUUAAAAGAAUGACCGAAGGUUACGCUGUCUGUUUGAAUUCACUAAUCUAUACAUACAUACGUAUAAUGGAAUUGUAACGGGCCUGUACACCGUGCGA
Molecule: messenger RNA, 908 nt
Organism: Rhagoletis pomonella (apple maggot)
Lineage: Eukaryota; Metazoa; Arthropoda; Insecta; Diptera; Tephritidae
Product: Golgi-associated plant pathogenesis-related protein 1-like
Exons: 4
Coding region: 214-657 (147 amino acids)
Cellular component (GO): extracellular region
Source: RefSeq, a predicted model, not a curated record